AUGUCUUCCAUCCUACCUGAAAGAUUGCUUUACAACACUUUACAACAGCGGAAAAGCAAUGGAGAAAUAUUGUACUAUGAAAUAUUUAAGUGGAAAAUGAAACAUGCACCAGGCACAAUUCACCGUUUUUGUGACAGUUCACUGAGUGAUCAAGAAAGGCAAAGUUUGACAUCUUGGAUGAGAAAUUUGGAUGACAGGAGUUCUUGCCAAAGACUGCAGAUUCUAUUUUCCUUUUCCGUUCCUUGUCUUCAUGCACUUGAACAUAUUUUGAACUUAAGCACUCCCAUUAUCUCUGCAGGUGCAGUGAGUAUUACAAAAAAGGGUUACUAUCAGUUUUUAUUUUUCAAUGCAUGUACAUUGCCCGGGGGUGGGGGGGGGGGGUACUUUAGGAAUUUCUGGGUGGGGAUGUGCCGCUGGGACCCUGGAACCCUUAACCUAUACCAGAGCUAGUUCAGCUGAAUUUUGCUACCCUAUACUAGAGUAAACUCCCCAAAUUCCCCUAUCCUAGAGUAGCUGUUUCCCUUGUCUAGAUAAAAUCUUCAACCAACUGAUCAGUUUCGUGAAAAAUGAUACCCUAUUCUAGACCCAAACGCUCCGACUUAUAUACCCUAUCCUAGAGUAAACUGCCUGAAAACCAUACCCUUCACAGCGGCACAUACCUAUUUAGCCCAUAUUUGGCAGUUACCCGGUACAUUGUACUUACUAUCUUUGUCCUUAUUGGCUAAGAGUCUACAGUUAAGUUUGGAAAUCAGCACAACCUACAGAUUAGUUAGUUAUCUGCCAGCAGUUAAGUGACCAUGCUGUAGGUUGCGCGUGCAUUGCAUGAUUUAAAAUAGUAAUGUCAAUCUGUCUUCCAUGUGAUGCUGUGUUUGUUCCUAUUUUCUUCAAAACACUGUAUAAUAUGACAAUUACUAGAUUUGGUUUUUGUGAUAUCCAAAAUAAUCAACUUAAAUUAUUGGCUUGCUAAGAUUUAGACAGUCUUGGACUCUCAAAAAUUUGAAAGUCUAGGGUUUUGAAGUCUCAUAAAAUUCUAAACAUAAAGAGGACCCCAAUUUGGCUGUGCAGUAGUCUGCGCCACAGAUGAAACUAAACUCUGGUUAAUUCUCUUGUGAAACAGCACCGAAAUCCUUGUUCGGGACCUCCACCUGUGUACCAGUAUUUGAGUAUGCGCUAUGAUUGGCUUGUUAAAAAAGACACUAUUGAUUGGCCAAUCAGAGUGAAAGGAAAUUCGAAACGCACUGCACUGCUUCACAGACGUUACUAACUGAGAUUCAAUUACAUCUGCAAUGCAGGCUAGGUGUGUAGCAGGGAGACUUUUAUUACCAUGUAUGAAUAUGUUGUCUUAGGCCUGCUCUUUCCAGCUAAUUUACUCUAUAGUACCCAUCUUUUGUAGGGGAAUGGUUACUGGGAGUUUCUUCUUCAGGAAAGAGGAGCUGAUAUUCUAGCAUUUGAUCAGAACACUAUUUAUCCUCCAGAAAUGAGAUACAUGGAGAUUAUGGUAACUUAAUAAAUCUGUGUAAUCUUCAUUAGUCUAAGAUAGCUGGAAAGUUGAAAAAACUAAAAAAGAAAAUUACAGGGUAUAUUGCGUGACAGUUCUCUUGUUUUGGGGCUGUUAAACACAGUCAGUACCUGCACAUAUCAGAUCAGCAUCAAAUUCAGCGAGACUCUGUAUUGACAUGUAUUGUGUGAUGAUUGAUGUGAGGUGUAAAAAGCCUAGCAACUAAACUACUUACAGUGAAUAUAAAAAGAGUCAAUGACAAGGCCUGACAAGACAUGAAUAUGCUUUCUGGGUGCUAGUGUUUCAAACUGGUUAAGAUUUAGCCUGUUCCAGGCUCCGAGAUGGUGGUGCUAGUGUUUCAAACUUAUUUGGUUGCUCGUUUUUUAAUUUCCACUAUACUAUCUGAGAACUAGUUAAGAUUUGACUACGUAACCUCAUAUCUUUUUUUCUAAUUUGCCAAUUAGUCUUUUUAUAUUUUGUUAUCAACAAAUCAUUCCCUAUUACUUUAUACUUAUCACAGAGCUCAUGUAUUUUGCUUACUUUGCUGAGAGCUGGUGAGAAUUUAAGUUCUCUUGGUCCCUUAAACACUUGUGUUGAUGAGUAACUAGCUAAUCCAGAAGUGCAGAAGUUAUGUAGCAAUACAUUUUCAUUACUGUAAUUUAUGCAUUUCUCUAUUCCUUUUGUUUACUCAGGAAAGCAAUCCAACCAUCUUGUGUAAUCAUAGUGAGAGAGCAUUGCUUCUGAGCUGGCCUGACCAUAAAGGUGACUUGUAAAUCUAGCAUUGGUGACCAUUGGUGGCAGUACUCAGUAGGGUCUUGGGGCACAAGUGCAAAGUGUGUGAUAUGGGAGCUGGGGAGGGUGAUCUCAAACCUGUUCAAGUGUCCCCAUAAGUCAAAAUUGAAGGUGCCAGUCACUUGAAGAGGAAAAGGUAGGAAACUGAGUGAAUUAAGUUUCAGGUCAGUUUUCCCACUAUUAAGACCCUAAACAGAACCUGAUUCACUCAGUUUCCUAACCUUAAUCACUUAACUUCAGUGGCAUAGUCCAUUUUAGGGUAGUCCAUGGACUGGGGGUCAGUGUUUUGUCCACCGCCGUCCUGAGCUGUUUAAAGCGUUAUUUUGUGGGAUGAUUAUUUGACCAGCAGUUUAAAACUAAAGAAGUUAUAAAAACUGCGACACAAACAGAGGCUAAUCUGCCAGUGGUGUAACCAUUCGGAUGAAACCUCCAUGAAGGUGACUUGUAAAUCUAGCAUUGGUGACCAUUGGUGGCAGUACUCAGUAGGGUCUUGGGGCACAAGUGCAAAGUGUGUGAUAUGGGAGCUGGGGAGGGUGAUCUCAAACCUGUUCAAGUGCCCCCAUAAGUCAAAAUUGAAGGUGCCAGUCACUUGAAGAGACUUUCAAAAAUAUUAUUACCCAAUACGUACUUUUGUCAAUUUUACUUUUGAAAUGGUCAAUAUACACAAUUCAUAAGAUGCAACCAUUAUCUUAGACUUUUCACAAUAAUCUGGCUCGUUCUUGCAACUUCGCUGCUGACUAUAUUUAUUUAAGGUUCAUCAUUGUCAUAAUCAUGAUGAUGGUCAUCAUCAUCUCACUGAAAGUUAUCAUCUGCAAGUCUGCUUAUCUCAAAGCCCUCAAGUUUAUUUCAGUCCUUUGUGUGUUCCUUGACACCACAACCUAUUCCGUCUAUUAACCUUUCACUGCCAGAGUACGUGAUGGAGUCUGGUCACAGGUAGACCACCCUAUUUUGUGCGGCCGUUGUCAUUGAAAUCUGAGUACUGGUCUUUUGAACUCAAUGGAAGAAAUAUAGAUGAACAUUACAGGAGCUACAUUUCACUCCAAAAAACAGAUUUGAACCUAAACGUUCAAGGGAAAUGUUAGCUUAGUCAUCUGUCAUUUUUUUUCUUGCUGUCCUAAGCAGUGGUGGACAGAACACUGACCCCCAGUCCAUGGACUACCCCCAUGGACUACCCAUAUAGACUACCCUAAAAUGGACUAUGCUGCUGAAGGUUAGUGAUUAGGGUAGGAAACUGAGUGAAUUAAGUUUCAGGUCAGUCUUCCCACUAUUAAGACCCACUUUUGUUAAGACCCUAAACGGAACCUGAUUCACUCAGUUUCCUAACCUUAAUCACUUAACUUCAGUGGCAUAGUCCAUUUUAGGGUAGUCCAUGGACUGGGGGUCAGUGUUUUGUCCACCGCCGUCCUGAGCUGUUUAAAGCGUUAUUUUGUGGGAUGAUUAUUUGACCAGCAGUUUAAAACUAAAGAAGUUAUAAAAACUGCGACACAAACAGAGGCUAAUCUGCCAGUGGUGUAACCAUUCGGAUGAAACCUUCAACACAUACAUGCCCUCCCUGAUCUCUCUUAUCCCUGCUAAUGCCAUACACAUUCUUGGGUAGCACUGUUACGAUGACAAGCGAACUUUAACCUCUGAUAGUUUACAUAAGCAUGAAAUGGAACCCAGUAUAGGUGACUGCAUACUGUCCCACAUUGAAGAAGUACAGUAUAGAUGCAGUUUGAUUGCUUUAAAUGGUCAACCGAAAAAGCGUUUUUAAUUUUUUUUAUAUUGUUUUCUUUCUUUUCAGAGGGCUGCUUAUUCUCUUUGGACUGCCUGAGGCAUUACAAAGGAAACACUGUCAUUCAUAUUGGUGAACUAUUUGGUGAGACGCUUUCAACCAAUCCCUGGGGCCAAACCACCUCACGUGAUUUCCAGCUUCGACUUGGCGAGACUUUUCGUUGUGUGUCACGUGUUCAGCUGCCAAACUGGCCCGGUCACAUGGACUCAUUAACUGUUUGGUCACGUGCUCCACAGCCCGUAGAGUGUUAUGGGGCGGAAAUGGUGUUUAUAAACUCGACGAAUCCAAGAUACAUAGGCUGGAGUGACACCUAA
This is a messenger RNA of Porites lobata, 4378 nucleotides long. The record is from the annotation of a GenBank genome assembly. NCBI's taxonomy places the organism in Eukaryota, Metazoa, Cnidaria, Anthozoa, Scleractinia, Poritidae.